Trematosphaeria pertusa is the source of this 2205-nucleotide messenger RNA. RefSeq lists its product as uncharacterized. The coding region runs from base 1 to 2205 and encodes 734 amino acids. NCBI's taxonomy places the organism in Eukaryota, Fungi, Ascomycota, Dothideomycetes, Pleosporales, Trematosphaeriaceae. The record is from RefSeq and is a predicted model, not a curated record. Gene Ontology annotation, cellular component: MUB1-RAD6-UBR2 ubiquitin ligase complex. The transcript is spliced from 3 exons. Gene Ontology annotation, biological process: establishment or maintenance of cell polarity; ubiquitin-dependent protein catabolic process.
AUGCGAUUAAAUAACACGGCGCCUGUGCCAGAUGCGCCCUUUAUACUCCCGUCCGACCCUGCUGCCGCCGACGCUCGCCAGCGCGACACCCUCGCAGCCCCCCAGUGCGCUGCCUCGCGGCCCGUACGACUCGAGCGCUGCCCUGCUCGCCACACGCUCUUGCCGUGGCCUGCUGGGACACCCCUAACGCAUAGCAAACAUCCUCAUCUCCCCCCCGACCAGCCAUCUCGAACCCCCUUUCGCCGCGCCCCGGCGAUAUUGGCUCUGCCUCGACCGCGCCCGUCUCUUCACGCCUCGCCAGCCAGCCGGACUUCUUUCACCCUCGCGCGAGCCGAGUUGUGCCACCGGACCGAUCCAAACAUGCGUGAAGUCAACUUCAGCAUCCCCAAUGCCAACAAGGCGUCGGUCGGCAUCACCACCGCCCUCUACGACCGCCGCGCCCUCGACUGCACGUCCACGCUCCCGCUCAUCAACUCGCUCAACCACCUCGCAUACCUCACAACCUCCUCCGCGCGCAUACGGGACAUUCUGACCGUCGAUGGCGGCAUCGAGCGCCUGAUAUGCAUUCUCAAGGAGGGCAGGAGCAAGGAUAUGAUGGACAUGUGGAAGUGGAACCUCGCCUUUCAGUGCAUUUUCAACAUUGGCGUGCGUGGUUCCGAGAACGUCAGGACGCGGGUGGUCGAGGCCGACAUGGUGCCUGUCAUCGCGACCAUACUGGACAACUACAUCAAGGUGGUCGACAAGUGUCGGGAGAGGGCCGAAGCAGAACUGCGGAGAAAUGCACGGCUUGGCACAUCGAGCCGCCAUCACUCUUCGCGCUCCGGCGAGAUGGCGUCCAGCUCAGGACACAGGGCUGAACGCACACGACGCGCAGUGCCGCCUCCCAUCGAGAUCCCCCAAACCUUCGUCCAGGCGCCGCUGGAGUCGCAGGCAGGGGACACGACUCCUACCCCCGCUUUCGCCAUGAGCUCUCCGCCUGAGCGCACCUCCUUCCCACGCGGCCGCCCUUCCCACCACCAUCACCACCGCAGCCAUGAGAGCAGAGGCCAAUUGUUCGGAGCCGUUGGCACUAAUACACGCAACAUCGGCCAGCCGCUAGCCACUGCACUACCGGCAAUGGAGCCAACCGACACCUUUGCAUUGAGGCCCGUGCGAGAUGCAGAUCGGCUUCCCUCCAUGCUUCCCGCCUUGCAGGGGGAGAUCACCUCCCAACCCGAGUCUCCCACUACCCCGAGUGCUCCACAAGCGCGGCAGAGCAGCCCACGGGCAGCGAUUGGCCGACCACGACGUCGACCCUCCAUCCGACACCAGCUAUCCAUGUCGGGCGAAUCCGACCUUGAUGCGCAGCAAGACGACAUGUCUGCGGAAGCACCCACAACGGCUGGACCCGCUGUGAAUGAGCCGAUCGUGGGCAUUCAGAACAACGAUAUUAAUAUGUCAGACAUCGUCGAUAAUGCAGAGAUGCUCGACGCCGGAGCGUCUCCCGUACCCAUAACAGCGCCCUCGGAGACGACUGACGAGAGCCACGAGACGUUCAACAUUACGCACCGCCCCGCUUUGGACGGGAGCUUAAUCAACCCUGCUAAUCCCCAGACUGCUGGCCCCAUCGGUGGCUUCUCUCCCGUUCAGCCAGCCAUGAAUGUCGUUAAUGCCAACCCUCCUCCCCCGUGGUAUCCUCGCUACAACCAGGAUCGCAAUGCUACCGCUGGUGUUCUCGCCGCCAUGCCCCGAGACGAGGACGUCCUCAUGUCGCUUCAGCUGCUUGCAUACGUCUCCAAAUACUGCAAUCUACGAUCCUACUUCCAGAAAUCGCAUCUCGUACCGAAGCUGAAGAUUGGUAACGAUCUGCAGCUGCUAGAUGGAGAAGCCGCCAGCCCAACACCAAUGGCGGAGGAUGAGGAGGAGCUUGAGGAGUACGAGCUACCGGACGAUUUCAACAUUUUCCCUCUCGUCGAGAAGUUCACGGUACGGCAUCACACUUCCGACAUGCAGUACUGGGCAAGCGUCGUCAUGCGGAACUUGUGCCGGAAAGACGACUCUCGAGGAGGUAUCCGACAGUGCGCGUACUAUCAGUGCGGGAAAUGGGAAGAGUACACGCGACAGUUCGCCAAGUGCCGCCGCUGUCGACGCACAAAGUACUGCAGUAAAGAGUGCCAGAAAAGCGCUUGGGUAUAUCAUCGGCACUGGUGCGUGGCAGCAAACUAG